GUCACCUCCCACUCUGGCAUAUUCCCACAUUAAUAUGCAGUGUGUGUAUAUAUGUUAUCAGCCGCAAAAACUACAUCUGAGGCACGACAAUCCUCUGAAUAAGUCCCUCCGCUCCCCCCAGCAAGGAGAGCCACUCCACUGCAAAGAAAGCCAACAUUACGCCAUCCUCCGGUUCCCUUUGCCAUUGGAAACAUGAUAUAAACGAAUCAAAGAUUGUGGCUGCUGUUGGAUAUCUUCUACUUCAACCGUUCGGGUAUGAUGCAAGGACCGAUAAGAGGAACCUCUGCGAGGAAGGAAUCAACAAACAUUGAAAGUUUCCAUGUGUGUCCAGGCAUGACAAAUCAACUCUCACUGUCAACAGGAAUAAAUCAGUAAAAAAUGCGUCAAUCACUUUGACGUCCAGCCCAAUCGAUAAGAACCUCCGACCCAUCUCUGCAGCUCUUCUUGGGCCUUCCCAUCAACAGUUUUUACGUCUCCUAUAGUUGUCGCUUUACCAGUUGCACACCAUGCGUCCUUCCCUUGCCACGGCGGUCCUACCGCCCAGGACCCGUUCCCACAAUCCACCCAACCUGGCGGUUGGGGGCCGUGAACACCUGUCGGCUCCACGAAGGCGCAGCCCCCACCUCCGACACACGCUGAGCCCAGAGAACCUGCGAACCCUGGCGGAGAGGGGCGGGGCUGCCUCCGAUACCGUCUCCGUUAUCAGCAGUCCUAUCGGACUUCCAAGAGCAAACAGUGACACAGACCUGGUGACCUCCCAGAGCCGGUCCUCGCUCACGGCCUCCACUCUGGAGUACACUCUGAACCGUGGCCAGAAUCUCGUCAUAUCCUGGGACAUCAAGGAGGAAGUGGAUGCUACUGACUGGAUUGGGCUGUACCACAUUGAUGAAACAAGUCCGUCCAAUGUGUGGGACUGUAAGAACCGAGGGGUGAAUGGUACCCAGAAGGGUCAGAUUGUCUGGAGGCUGGAGCCCGGGGCCUACUUUAUGGAGCCCGAGACAAAGAUCUGUUUCAAGUACUACCACGGAGUGAGUGGAGCCCUGAGAGCCACGACUCCCUGCAUCACUGUGAAGAACCCCACAGUCCUGGUGGAGGGCCUGGCAGAGCAGGUGGGCAUCGAACAUCCAAGAAAACUGAUCAGCUUUACUUUGACAGAUCUGCGUGCCACCGGUCUGAAGAAGGGAAUGUUUUUCAAUCCAGACCCGUACCUGAAGAUGUCCAUCCACCCAGGCAAGAGGAGCGUCUUCCCCAUCUUCAGCCACCACGGACAGGAGCGACGCUCCGCCAUCAUCGCUAACACCACCAACCCUGUCUGGCAUGGAGAGAAAUACACGUUCGUAGCACUAAUGACGGACAUCCUGUACAUCGAGGUAAAGGACAAGUUUGCGAAAAGUCGACCAAUCAUCAAACGCUUCCUUGGUCAGCUGACUAUCCCUGUGCAGCGACUUAUUGAAAAAAUCCCGGGAGUCCAGCCGGUGAGUUUCCCCCUGUGUCGGCGCCUGCCUACUGAACAUGUCAGUGGUCAUUUGCAGUUCAAAGUGGAGCUCACAUCGACCGGGCCUGAUGGUGCCUCUCCUGAGUCCAUCAUCGGCAUUUCAUCCCUGAACGGAGCUCCAGGGACUCCAUCUGAUGAUGAAGACCUGCCCCAUCAUCUCCCAGGAGUGGUCUCUUCUGGCCCUUCUCCCACUGGCUCCCAGGGCUCCCAAAGCAUGUGGGAAGGAGGGGCCACGGCGUACCCAGAGAAGGACCUGCCUCUUGUUGGAGCACAGGGUGGAUUUGUGGAACAUGAAAGCCUGUCGUGCCACGAAAUGCUCCAGAGGUCCCUCAGUGAGGGCCUGGCUGCUAUCGAGGCCCCCAAAGGCCCUGGUGAAAGACCCCUGGGUGCUGCCUCGCCUAAACUGCGCUCCAGCUUCCCGACACACACGCGGCUCAGCGCCAUGUUGCACAUCGACUCCGACGAGGACGACGAGAGGUCCGGGGCCAAUGACAUCAUCCCGGUGCCGCUGUCACCGCUGCUGAUGAACGGAGAACCUCCAGAUGUUGGCGUCCAUGAUGAAGACGACCCGUUUCCUGAGUUCCACCAGGAGCCGGAGAAGCUGGAGCCCUUGGCGCUGCAGGAGGCCCCCGGGGGUGUAGGAGGUGUGAUGGAGGAUGUGGCGGCUGAAGCAGAGGUGGAGAUGGGGGCGGGUCCAGACUUGGACGACGUUCUGGAGCCAGACGUGUUCUCCGAAGUGGAUGAGGCUCCUUUCACAGAGGCCGUGUCCCAUAAUGCUUUGCCAGAGGCUGAAGUGCAUGAGGAAGGAAGGGGGCCGGGUGAGGACCCCUCCUCAGAGAUGGACACCUGCUCCAUGGCAACAGCACAGCAGACUGUCUUCUCAUCAUCAGAGAGCUGUCCAAUCACAGUCACAACUGCCGUGGAGGCGGAGGAGGGAGCUGAGGCGGCGAUAGAUCCAGGGGGAGACGUUGUUUCCGGAACCCGACCAACCAAUCAGGCUGUAGACGAUGAAGGGGGCGGGCAAGCCACGAUCGCUGAAGCUGCAGCAGAGGCUCCUCCCCCGGCCAGCGAGCCAGCGGCGGGGGCGGGGGCGGCGGUGGCGGCGGCGGUGGUGGAGGGGAUCAGCGUGAGGAGGCUGAGCCUGCAGGCUGCCGGGGGCGUGGCUGUAGAGCAGGAAGGGGAGGAGUCAAAGCCACAGGAGGAGGCGGGCUCUGCCGACACAGAAACAGACGGAGAGGAAGGCUCUCACGUUAAUGGCCAUCCUGUACGUUCGCUUCCCUCUGUGCGUCACGACAUCCACCGAUACCAACGUGUGGACGAGCCUCUGCCUCCCAACUGGGAGGCUCGGAUCGACAGCCAUGGGAGAAUCUUCUUUGUGGACCACGUGAACAGAACCACCACAUGGCAGCGUCCUACUGGACCUCCAGCCCCACAGGGCCUGACCCGCUCCAACUCCAUCCAGCAGAUGGAGCAACUCAACCGCAGGUACCAGAGCAUCAGGAGGACCAUCACCAACAGUGAUCGGGCCGAGGAAACUCCGGCUGAGCUUCCUGAACCAGAAAGUGAACUUUUGCCUCACUCCAUUUCUGAGUACCGGCGAGAGAGUGCAGUGGCUCACUCCAGCGGCCGCUCGCGUCUCUCCCUGCUGCUGCAGUCGCCCAGCGCCAAGUUCCUGUGCAGCCCAGACUUCUUCACCGUGCUGCAUUCUAACCCUAGUGCCUACCGCAUGUUUACGAGCAACACCUGCCUGAAGCACAUGAUCAGUAAGGUUCGUCGGGACGCUCAUUACUUCGAGCGCUACCAGCACAACCGCGACCUCGUCACCUUUCUCAACAUGUUCUCCAACAAGCAGCUGGAGCUUCCCCGGGGCUGGGAGAUGAAGCACGACCAUACUGGGAAGCCCUUCUUUGUGGAUCACAACUGUCGCUCCACGACCUUCAUUGACCCGCGGCUACCCCUCCAGAGUUCUCGCUCCACUGGGCUUCUGGCCCACCGCCAGCACCUGAGCCGCCAGCGCAGCCACAGUGCUGGGGAGGUGGUGGACGACUCUCGCCAAACCAACCCGCCCGUCAUGCCCCGCCCAUCCAGCACCUUCAGCGGCUCCAGUCGAAGUCAGUACCACGACGUGGUCCCUGUGGCCUACAAUGACAAGAUAGUGGCGUUUCUACGGCAACCCAACAUCGUUGAGAUUCUGCAAGAAAGGCAACCUGAGCUCGCCAGGAAUCACUCGCUCAAGGAGAAGGUGCAGUUUAUUCGCAGCGAGGGAGUCACUGGCCUGGCUCGACUCUCUAGCGACGCUGACCUCGUCAUGCUGCUCAGCUUAUUUGAAGAGGAGGUGAUGUCAUAUGUGCCACCAUUACUCCACCCAAGUUACUGCCUCUCAUCUCCUCAGAGCUCCCCUGGCACCCAGCGAGCUAACGCCCGCGCUCCUGCUCCCUAUAAGAGAGAUUUUGAGGCUAAACUGAGGAACUUCUAUCGAAAGCUGGAGACCAAGGGUUACGGACAGGGACCUGGAAAAGUCAAGCUCAUCAUACGCAGGGACCACCUCCUGGAGGACGCCUUUAACCAAAUCAUGUGUUACUCCCGUAAAGACCUGCAGCGGAGUAAACUUUACGUCAGCUUUGUGGGCGAGGACGGGCUGGACUACAGUGGACCUUCCCGAGAGUUUUUCUUCCUGGUGUCCAGAGAACUCUUCAACCCGUACUACGGCCUGUUUGAAUACUCAGCCAACGACACGUACACUGUCCAGAUCAGCCCCAUGUCUGCCUUUGUGGACAACCACCAUGAAUGGUUUCGCUUCAGUGGGCGUAUCCUGGGCCUGGCUCUGGUCCAUCAGUACCUGCUGGAUGCCUUCUUUACCCGACCCUUCUACAAGGGGCUUCUUCGCAUACCAUGUGACCUGAGUGACCUGGAGUUCCUGGACGAGGAGUUCCACCAGAGCCUGCAGUGGAUGAAGGACAACGAUAUCGAAGACAUGCUGGACCUCACCUUCACCGUCAACGAGGAGGUCUUUGGACAGAUUACAGAGAGAGAGCUGAAGCCGGGCGGGGCUGGUAUCCCUGUGUCAGAGAAGAACAAGAAGGAAUACAUCGAGCGGAUGGUGAAGUGGCGCAUCGAGCGAGGAGUGGCCCAGCAGACGGAGAGCCUGGUCCGAGGCUUCUAUGAGGUGGUGGAUGUGCGGUUGGUGUCGGUGUUUGAUGCCAGGGAGCUGGAGCUGGUGAUUGCAGGCACUGCAGAGAUCGACCUGGCAGACUGGAGGAACAACACAGAGUACAGAGGAGGUUACCAUGACAACCACAUAGUGAUUCGCUGGUUCUGGGCAGCUGUGGAGAGGUUCAACAAUGAGCAGAGGCUGAGACUGCUGCAGUUUGUAACAGGCACCUCCAGUAUUCCCUACGAGGGCUUCGCCUCUCUACGGGGCAGUAACGGACCCCGCAGGUUCUGCGUGGAGAAGUGGGGGAAAAUCACCUCCUUACCCAGGGCUCACACUUGCUUUAAUCGUCUGGACCUCCCACCGUACCCGUCCUUCUCCAUGCUCUACGAGAAGCUGGUCACUGCUGUCGAGGAAACGAGCACCUUCGGUCUGGAGUAACUCCCGGGUGGUUUACCUUGGGGAGACAGAACCAUAUGGAGAAUCCACCCGUGUCGCUAAGGAGAGACAUGGAAAAUAAAACUAAUAUCCUCAAAUGGCAACUAACCCCCCCGUGGACAACUCUGCUGUUUUUUUUUUUCCCGACUGGUUAUUCAUCACUCAGCACGCAGGCUGCGAUCCGAUUCUCUGCCUUUCUCUCACGCAUCCGAUCCAUCGAGUGAACACCUGGAAGAAAAGCGGAGAAUCAUGGAAUGGUUCGAAAAAGCUGUACAGUACAAUUUCAACUUUCAGUUCUCAUGGUAACCUUUGUUCAUUAAGCCACAUGUGUGCUUUAUCUCUUCAGUUAAUGGCCUUGUUUACUGGAUUUCUAGCCCCUCCUCCUCCUCCUCCUCCUCCUCCUCCUCCUCCUUUUCCAACCUGCACCUCAGAGACAGCUGCUCAAAAACCACUAAGCUCCCCUCUCCCUCUCCGGACCUCUAAACUGUGUCCUUUCUGCACUGGGGCUGCAACGUUAUGAACUAUGAUACACACACACCUUUGCACAACACAACACAACACACAACAUGGGGAAUUUCUGUUUUUAUUGAUGAUGCACACUAGUGUUUCCCCCUUGGGUUUUUUUUUAUCAGCAUGGAAAGAUGUGACAUUUUAGACUUUAGAAUUGGACGUUGGCUGGUCCUCCUUGCCUGUCAGAGAGCAGGGGAUACACUAGUGUGCACAAUCACUUACACACAUAUAUAUAUACACAAAUGACAUAAAAACCAGUUGUUCUAAGACUUUUAAAGUUCCUGAAUUAGCUGGACAGCGUGUCACAAAUCACCAGUGACGCAGACGGACAGUGUCGUUGACCCGUUGUGAUGAUGACGGCAGGUUCUGGUCUGGACUGUUACCUUCAAUACUACGACAUCAGAGCUCUUACAUGGGCGGGAAAGGCUAAAGACGCAUCUGAGACUUGCAGCCCUGUUUCUGCACAGACUCAACAAGGUAUCACACACAUACAAACACAUGCAUACAAUGUUACAGCAUUAAGCUCGAUGCUGUGAGAGCACUUUCUCAUACUCCACUACACAGAUCCAUUAACUGACACACUCCUGUCUUUCAAACCGGUCCACUUUAUCAUGAGCAAUAGAUGCACUUUCUCACACAGUCUGCUCAUAAGUAUGACACACAAGGUCCUCCCCCUCCCACCCUUUGAAAGUGAUGAAUGUACCAAAUAAGUGACUGAAUGUAUGGUGCUCAAGCAACCGUGUUUGGCCUCCAGGAAGAUUUCCCGCAGGCCCUCAAAGAGGAAACACAAAGUGGAAGGUUGGAAAUGAAAUGGUUGCUUGAGGAAUGAGGACACGCUUCACUUGAUGUUGGCACUGGAUUAGGCCUUGUUAGCUGAAAGACACAAGCCUGGUGUCACCCAGGGACCUGGUCAGGUUGCAGUGAUGGGAUCUUUUAGUGCCUCUUGACCGUAAAGUGAAGUUUCUUAAGGGAAGCUAUGUGACCGUUCCCAUGUGUCACAUUAAUCAAACAUGGUGAAACUUAAAGAAACUACAAGGAACUUUCAUUCUGAUUUUUUUUUUUUUUUUGUGAGCCCUGUGGACAAAAGCCACAGUGUCUUCAUGGGCACCACCAUCUCCUGCCGUAAAGUUCUUGAUCUGACUAUCAUAUGCAUUUGUUUUGGAAGUGAGUGAAAGAAAAUAUAUAUUGGCAGAUACCUGCAGAUAUUAGCCUAUCAUAGAUAUAUACGGCAGAUAAGUUGUCUCUAUCUGCAUUGACAGACAGGGUGCAUUUAAGCCCCGCCCCGUUCUGAGGGAAAAACAAUCCAUCUCUCUCCACUGAGUUUAUAUUGGAAGGAGGGAUGAGAAUAAUUAAUCGAGCGUUCAGUUCUGUGGCCGUACGUCAAUAAGACAAUGAGCUGAGAAUUAAGUUGGAUAAAGCUACAGUUUGCAAGUUGCAAUAACAAUUAUAAAACACACAGAAACAUGAUUAUUCAUUUGAGCAAAACUAGCUUACUGUAUCAAACCUUAGUAGCAUGAAUUAGUGAGUUUAAUUUCAUCCAAACACAUUUAAAUAUGAAUAUUACUGUGAAAACUAACCUCAUGCCUCUUCAGGGGCUAAAACAUAAAACACUGAACUCCUAAACGUUAUCUUUACAGAAUCACCUCACUUGAUUUAGUGUAACGAUUGACAGGAAGUCUCUUUUCGUCCUUUCAAAAUAAAUGAAUCCAUUAUCAAAACAGGCUUUUGCAUAGUAUAUAUAUAUAUAUA
Messenger RNA from Centropristis striata (black sea bass), 7343 nucleotides. RefSeq names its product HECT, C2 and WW domain containing E3 ubiquitin protein ligase 2a (gene hecw2a). The record is from RefSeq and is a predicted model, not a curated record. The transcript is spliced from 30 exons. Gene Ontology annotation, biological process: regulation of dendrite morphogenesis. Gene Ontology annotation, molecular function: ubiquitin-protein transferase activity; protein binding. Bases 507 to 5087 code for a protein of 1526 amino acids. Lineage: Eukaryota; Metazoa; Chordata; Actinopteri; Perciformes; Serranidae.